AUGACUUCUUCUGUUAUUCAUCUUCAUUUAGGGGGAGCUGGAGUAAAGAUAGGGGAUGCUCUAUGGAAACUUUAUGAGAAGGAAGAAUCAGAUACAAAUGUCAAGGGCUACAUUUAUAAUGAAAAUGAUAAUAAUCGGUACCCUUUAGCUCUAUUUGCCGAUUUUGAUGAUCAAAUGAUAAACGAAGUCAAAAAUAAUAAAUCAAUAAAGUAUAAAUCUACCUCUUUUGUUUCAGGAAAGGAGGAUGCAUCAAACAACUUUUGCAGAGGUCAUUUUACAGUUGGGAAGGAGUUAAUUGACCAAUGUUUAGAUUAAUUGAGAAAACAAAUAGAAAGUAUUGACAGACUAGAUUAAUUCAUUAUUACUUCUGCUUUGAGUGGUGGAACAGGAUCAGGUUUCGCCAAUUUACUUUUGGAGAGAAUGUCAACUGAAUAUGGAAGAAAGACUUAAAAUAAUGCAUUCUUAGUUUAUCCUUCCUAAGAAAUGUCUAAUAUUACAGUAGAUGUCUAUAAUGUUGUAUUAUCCACUCACUUAACUUCAGAAUAUUAUGACUCUGUUGUAAUGUUGGAUAAUUAAUCAAUGUAUGAAUCCAUAGAUUCACAGAUUGGUUUAGAUUAUGUUGAUUACACUCACUUAAAUAAUUUAAUAUCAUAAUUAAUUAGCUCUUAUACAGGUUUAAGAAGAUUCAGUUAAAUUGAUAAUACUAAAUUGCUUUCUGGGUUGUGUCCAUAUCCAAAAAUUCAUUAUAUAACUCCUUCGUAUGGACCUUUGGCAACUAUAAAUGACAAAAUUAAUUAAGAAUUAAAUGAAAAAUAACUUACAUCAUAUAUAACAAAACCAGAAUAAAGGUUAUUUAUAUCCCAAAUUAAUCCUGAGCACUUUUGCACAGCUUUAGUGCAUCGUUCUAAAGAAAAAAAUUAAUUUUUCGGUUAAUCCGCCUUAUCAUUUUAAAAGAUGAAGAUUAGAUAUUAGGAGAGUCCUUAUGUGCUUCAAUGUAUAUCAUAAAAUUACACAGUUAUUUCAGAACUUGCAUAAUUAAAGUAAACAGGUGUAUUUCUUUCAAAUAAUCUUUCUGUGCUUAAUUAUUUUUAAAUGCUUUUAAAGAAAUAUAAUAAACUCUUUGAUCGAAGAGCCUUUCUUCAUUGGUUUUGGGGAGAAGGUGGUGGUUUUGGAUUUAUUCAAGAAUGUGCAGGCUAAUUGGAAUAUUUGAUUCGAGAUUAUUAAGAGGUGUGGGAAAAGGACGACGAUAUUGAUAUUGAUAUUAUUGAUUGA
Paramecium octaurelia is the source of this 1272-nucleotide messenger RNA. Lineage: Eukaryota; Ciliophora; Oligohymenophorea; Peniculida; Parameciidae. The record is from the annotation of a GenBank genome assembly.